AUGGCUGAGGAGAGACUAAUCUAUAGAGCAUGGAGAGUGUUUUCUGAGCUCAGACUAUGGAGUUUUGGUCACAUGCUGUGGAAUAUAGGAGUGAAUGAUCCAAAGAAGGCUUUCCAUGCCCUCAAGGUUGGACUUGCAGUAACCCUGGUUUCUAUAUUCUACUAUGUAAGGCCACUCUAUGAAGGUGUUGCAGGAUCUGCAAUGGGAUCUGUCCUCACCGUCGCCGUCGUCUUUGAAUUCAAUGCAGGUGGAACAAUUUGCAGGGCAUUCAAUAGGACAUCAGCCACUUUCAUUGCUGGUUUCUUGGCGAUAGGCAUUCAUAUAAUUGCAGAUAGAUCAAACAAAGAGAUUGGGCACAUAGUUCAUGGAAUUGCAGUCUUCUUAAUAGCUCUGGCGGCGACCUUUGCUCGAUUCAUUCCUGUCGUAAAGGCGCGAUAUGAUUAUGGAAUGCUUGUGUUCAUCGUCACCUUCACAAUGAUCUCUCUCUCAGGCCAUCAUCUCAAUAAGUUGCUUGACAUGGCGAAGCAAAGAAGCUUCACAAUUGCUCUUGGGAGCUUCAUUUGUGUGCUUGUUUCAGUGCUAAUAUGCCCAGUUUGGGCAGGGAAGGAACUUCAUAUAUUGGUUGUUGGAAACAUGGAAAAGCUUGCUAAUUCUCUUGAAGUAUGUGUGCUUGAAUAUACGAAGCAAGGUCAAGAUUCAAAAGGCAAGGAGGACUCACCCCAAAAGCUUCCAGGUUAUAGAAGUGUUCUUGCCUCAAAGGCAUCAGAAGAUAGAUUGGUGAACUUAGCAAGAUGGGAACCUCCUCAUGGCCAGUUUGGUAUGUCACAUCCAUGGAAACAUUACCUCAAGAUCGGUGCUUCGAUGCGAUACUGUGCAAGUUGUAUGGAAACACUCCAUUCUUAUACCAAAUCUGAAGGGAAAAUUCAGGCACCUGAAAUCAUAAAAGAUUAUCUUUGUUCUGCCUUCAUGAGACUAAGUUUCAAUUCAUCCAUAGUUCUAAAGGAGCUUGCUAAAUCGGCAAAUGAGAUCAGUAAGUCUUCAACAAUGGAUGAUUUAGUUAAAGACAUGAAAGUUGCAGCAGAUGAGCUUCAAGUGGCACUAAGAACUCUUCCUAGAAUGAUAUUGGCAAUAAAAGAAAACCAAACAAGAGUAUAUAAUGGUGAAUUGAAGGAUAUAAACUUGAAUUUAGUUGAGGUUAUUCCUCUUGCCACAGUUACUUCACUUCUGAUGGAAAUCACUACAAGAAUUGAGGGUACUGUUAGUACAGUUAAUGAUUUCGUCAAUGAAGCUCUUCUUAAAACAUUAUAA
Messenger RNA from Dendrobium catenatum, 1308 nucleotides. Its product is annotated as aluminum-activated malate transporter 10-like. The transcript has 6 exons. Lineage: Eukaryota; Viridiplantae; Streptophyta; Magnoliopsida; Asparagales; Orchidaceae. The record is from RefSeq and is a predicted model, not a curated record. Gene Ontology annotation, biological process: malate transport. Bases 1 to 1308 code for a protein of 435 amino acids. Gene Ontology annotation, cellular component: plant-type vacuole membrane.